GGUUUCUCAAAUUUUCAGUCCUCUAUUUUUGUGACAUUGACAUUAACAGAUAACCGCACUUUUUUGAAGAAAUUUGCGGCUAGUUGCUGGGAUUGCUGCUGAAUGCUCAAAUUGGAAUUAUGGGACUUGACUAAUACGAAAGUAUCAGUUGGAUUCGUUUGAGAAUACACAGGAAAUUGAAUAAAAUUAAGGCAAAAUGUCUGGCGAUAAAGUCGAACUUGUAGACGAAAUAUUACCCGUUUGGAAAAAGAUUUACCCAGUAAUAUCUGGCGAUAAUUCAAAUAUCACUUAUGAGGUUGUAGAAGAAUUACUAACAUCAAAUAAAAAUAAGCUACAACAAAACUUGUUGGAAUACAAACAGUAUACAAGAGAAAGCUUCAAGGCUUGGAAGGGACAAACAGGACUUAAAGACCUUGUAAGCGAUGAUGAACUAUGCAAUUUUAUCCACCUUCUCAGCAGAGAAUUGGACUUGGAUGUAAAUGUAGCAUGGAUUGUACUAUGCAGCUUUCUUAUGUUUGAAUACUAUGGCCAUGUUGAUGAAUUAAAGCUAAUUGUGAAAUUUGAUACCAACACAAAGCAUUUCAUCGAUGCUGUUUGGAAAUUUUACUCUGGCGAAAGAAUGUUUUUAAUGAAGACGUUAAGAUAUAUAUUUGAAAAUUGCACAAACAAGAAACACAUCUUCUAUAAACAGUUAUCUAAAUUUGUCAACUCUUUAAAUAUGGACUUGUUAACAAAUAAUCUUGUGACAGUCAUAAAAAAUCUGAUUGUUGAAGUGGAUAAAGAUAGAGCGCAGUUGGUAACUGAAACAGCAUUAGAUAGAUGGAUCCAUAGGAAUCAUAGAGAGCAAAUUGAAGUACUGUUGCUGCUUAUUCACACAAUUCAGCACUGUAAUAUAGACAGGAAAAUGCUGGAAAAUAUCCUGCCAGUAUUUUUGAAGCAUGGCUUUGGAAAAUAUCCUUCACAUGCUCGGGCUCUUGUUAUAUCUAGACCAAAGGAUAUAGCAGAAAUAAAGGCUGCAGAAAUUGGUUUUACUCUAGCCGUGAUGAAUUUCUACUGGAAAAACCCGGGCGUCUGUGAACCAUUACCAAAAGAAAUAGAGGAGAGUUAUGAAUUACUAGAGUGUCAGACGGAUGGUUGUAUAGUUCUUUUAGCCUGGGCUACCCUUAAAAUUUCUGUUGUUAACACUGAUGAAUCUCUGGAAUAUCUCAACACUUUAUCAACAAAAAUAAUAGACAAAAGUGUUUUCAGAAACAUUCAUGGAUUGAUGACCAAUGAAAUUUUUGCUAAAAAUAAGGCUGGUGAUUUUGUAAUAGAUGCAGUAUAUCGGCUUAUGACGGAAGUUUGUAAAGUUUGUGGUGAUAUCUGCAAUAUAUUCGAUAUUGAUGGGGUUGAUGAUAUAAUUGCAGAGUUGAUAAGGAGAAAAGGAGUUGUUGUCUUGGAUGAUACUUUGGGAAUUUUAUUUGAAAGAGCAUUAGAAAUAUUUCCAUUCGUUUUGAAAUCAUUUUUAGUGAUAUGUAAAGCGCUUCUGGAGAUACCAGAAAAAACUGAUAUUAUUAUGAAUCUUUUGAGAAACAUACCUACUUUCCUAGCUGAAAUCCCUUGGGAUUCUCAUAACGAUACAACUCAUUUGGCAAAACCACACAAACUAUUCAUUGACAGUCACAUGUUCAUGAUCCCUGAAGGUACUCUAGUAGAAAGAAUAAGGUACAAAAUAUACGAAAUGUCGAAGUUCCACUAUCCAUUCAGUUUUUACAAGCUAAUGUCACAAUUCAUCAUAUCUCUGAACACUAUAACAUUUGAAAUUGGAACUGGAUGGCAUUGCUACAAUAAUUUGAAGGAGCUAGUUCGAGACGGUUUUGACUUUAUCAACAGCGUUUUGGAACACUAUAAAGGCGAUUAUCGAGCUGAUACUGAGAUUAGAACGUUAGUACAAAGGCUAGAUGUUGUUCCAAUUCAGUUUUGCGAAGGUCCCGCUAAAAACUUUGAUCUCAUAAGAUUGUACUAUAAGCUGAAUACUACGUUGAUUAAACGAGAUAUGCUGAAUUUUUACGAAGCUUUUCCAGUUUUAAUGAGAAAAAUGUGUUUUCCACAAGUGACAGAUCUUGAAAAUAUCGAUGGCCAGAUGAUGGCUGAAAAUGUUCAUGGUUCGUCUUUGUUAUUGAAGAAUUUAAAAGAUGAAGAGAAUUUCACUGAUCAUUCACUACUGCUAACAUAUCUUGAGCUUGUACUAGAUGCUGUUCAGAAAGAAAGAUCCUACAAGGAAUUACAAGCCGGUGGUCUGUGGUAUAUGUUGAACGUAGUAUUUCCCCUCUAUCAACAGUGGAACUACGAUAACCCACAUCAAAAAACAUUAAUUUGCAAAACAUGUCUGACCUGUUUCACGUACGUGUUGAGACAUUAUACGAACAAGCAGGACAAUGGAAAAUACAUCUGUAAUUUGGUCCUCAGUAGUUUCCUUUUUGAAAAUUUGACAAUGAAUACCUUGGUAUCGAUAUUUUUGAAGGACAAACAUCACUUACAAGAGAUGAUGGAAAGAGAUUCAAAUUGGUUAGGUGGUCCUAUCUUGAGUUACAUAAAUUGCAUGAAAUUGCAAUUGGUGAUGUUACUAUUAUUGUAUGAACAGAAGAUGAAAAUCAAGAAACCAUCUUCUGUAGAUGUUCGCAUCAGCGAAAUAUCGAGAGUUGUGUCGGCCAAUAUAUUAAAUCCAUACUCUGUGAGCUUAAGAAUACUAUCUUGCAAAUUUCUAGAACUUCUGGCUAAGGAUGAGAAUGCUCCACUAAUGGCACUGUUGGGGCUUGACUAUGAUCAAGUUCAAAGGGUAUUCUUGGAUAGACUGAGGGACCCAACUGAAGAUGAUAGUUUGAAAAUGCAUAUUUUAGAUUUGAUUAGCAAUUGUAUUUUCCAUCAACACGGAAUGACAGCCGCCUUUUUAAUGUCAAAAGCUCGAAAAAAUGGUAUACUGACAAUAGGGAUAAAACUAUCGAAGGAGAUACCGUUGGUGACUUUAUGGUAGAUUAUUUGCGAAAUGUAAAAAAGGUAUAUGAAAAUAUUUGCUUGAAAAUGCUUGUACUAUAAAUUUUCUUUUAUUUUCAGUCUCACGAGUACUUGCGGUACCCUCUUCAAAUCGCUAUCCUUGGCGUAAUGGCAAACCUGUGGGUUAGCGGUAAACAUAAUCUCAUAUCAGAACUGCUUUCUCUCAAAGUGUUUUGGCCACUUUUAUCAGAACCAUUAUUUUGCGAAUUUAACCAGCUACCUACAGUGUACACUCAUAUCAUAAGAAUUUUUUGUGUACAAUUGAACGAACCAGAAAAUGAUCCUAUCUUCUUAGCACAAGUCGAGAAAUUUGUUACUAGUAAGAAACAAAUGGAGCUAUGGGAAAGAUAUCUUAUAGGCAUCUUCAAAACGGACACCUCUGACGAGGCACUGAUAAAAAUUCGAAAGGACCUUCUCGAAGUGUGGACAGAGUUUCUGGUUAUCAUCGAAAAGCAAACAAAUCUGAGAAAAUUUGACAAAAAUACCAAAAGGCUGUUCAUAGAAAUGUCAAUAGGAGGAGUUCGCACAAAACUAGUCAACAUGUUUUGCCUAGAUAGUUGGAUGAAUCUUGCACUAAUACAACUUGGAAAUUGGGGGAUACACGAAUCUCACAAAGACGAUGAUCUUAUUAUUUUGGUGAAAGAUAUGUUCAGCGUUGUCAGGGUUCGGUAUAGCACCAUGAGGAGUCACAUGCGAUCUACGCUCUUAGCUUUCGCAUAUAAACUUAUUGUAGAAUUAAAGAAACAUUUUGAAGAGAAUGAUACAGAUUUGCUAGAACUUCUAGAAUACCUUAGCCCCCUUAUAGACUACGAGUAUGAUGUUCUUGAGAAAGAUGUUUGGAAAGACAAGAAUAUGAAACACCGGGAGAAAGCUUUAUUUUUACCAUGGAUGAUGUGCUACAAUAUAAUAAAUGAAAUACUUAAAUAUAAAAAUGUAGAAGCAUGUAAUAUGUGGUUCGUUUACCAUAACCAUUUAAAAAGAACAAUGAAUACAGCAGUACACUUGAUGAACAAUAGAAACACGUUGAGAAUGGUCAAAGUACCUAUAUAUAGUAUGUUCUUGUACAUCAACACAGGAAUGUGGUUAGAUUUUCUGCCAUUAUUAGCUGAACUAAAACAGUUCUAUAAUCUUAUUGAAGAUCCCAUUGCAUGGUAUUUAAACGAACUUACAAGGGUGAAUCUUUUAACAAUAGAAGAGGUUUGGUCUACACUAAAUAUGUUGAUGAAAUUCAAGGAAGCCUUCAUAGUGAAGUUCCAAGUAAAUGCCUUACAAAGCUUUUAUGAUUUUCAAACGAUUUUUGAAAGAGUUUUGGAUCAUAUUUGGGGCAUACCUCAAACAAAUGUUGCCUUAAAAGCUUUAGAACUACUCACAAACACGUUGAGACUCUAUGAUACAGUUCUAGAUACCUGGCAGGAUGAAUGGUAUAAAAAACAUAAUUUGAGUUACAACAAAUGUAUGAUGUAUGCUGCCAGACUGAUAAAUGCUUGUAUAUAUAAUAUUUUGAGGCCAAAAGAUAUACUGCUUUAUGCACUUGACGAGGGCGACAGACUAGCAUACGUAGAACGAACACCGAUUGAAUUAAUGGUUGAAAUAAUGAAUAGGCUGAUAACAGUUGCAGGCUAUGGAUGUUCGUUGCUGUACAAGAUGAAUCCAAGAUUAGUGGCACUUCUCGACUUUUCUCCACCUGACACGAGCAUUAUAUUAGUUUCAAAUGAUUUCAGUGUACCAAAAUUCGAGCUUCCGAUUUCGCACAAUCUAGCUUACGGCAAAUUGCUGUGCUUAGCUCAUUUUUUGUGUAAAGCUUUAGAUGCUUUGCAUAGUGACAAAUCUGAAAAGAACACGCAAGAUGCUGGUAAACAGUAUACCACUAGAUGGGUGGGUCUUGUAGACCAUAGGGUGUUGACAGACCACCUGCCCAAUCAAGAAUUGAGUACCUAUCUGCGAUAUGCUAUGUCCGAGUAUUCCGGUCUAGCAGACCCAUGGAUCCAAAUGUUAGAUCAAAAUAACGUCAGAGUUACUUUGGAAAUUGUCAUGGUAUUUCUGGGGCAGCAAAUAUUCCUGACGAAUACGCUGACUGACCCAAGCCAACGUCCUUACUUCAAAAGGAAUCUAAUGUCUGAGCUACAGUUUUUCUUUGAGUAUGUGAAAAAGCACACGAUGGCUGUAGCCUUCGAAUGCAUGUCUUCUGCAGGUCCCUCGCAAGGACCGAGUAUCUCAAAGAGCGACAUGGAUAUGUUCACAAGAUAUUUGGUACAUCAGAAGCAGAAUGGAUCAGUGAUCACUGAGGUCCUUUCUAAAAAUUUUUGUGUUUGUAUGUGCCACUGGUUCACCCAUAUGUGCCAGUUACAGUAAUUUGUAUCUUCAAUUUUGACGACAUGCUGUUUUGUGUAUUGUUAUGUAUGUAUGAUUUAUAAUUAUGAUAUCAAUGAUUUGUUAAACACCGAUUUUCGAAUAUAUUUUAAUAGCAAAACA
This is a messenger RNA of Acanthoscelides obtectus, 5505 nucleotides long. The record is from the annotation of a GenBank genome assembly. NCBI's taxonomy places the organism in Eukaryota, Metazoa, Arthropoda, Insecta, Coleoptera, Chrysomelidae.